Messenger RNA from Cylicostephanus goldi, 656 nucleotides. The record is from the annotation of a GenBank genome assembly. NCBI's taxonomy places the organism in Eukaryota, Metazoa, Nematoda, Chromadorea, Rhabditida, Strongylidae.
AUGAACGUCGACCCUGCUCGAUUAGCAUGUUGGAGCCUUGUCGUGUCGGGGGAAGCCCUGCACAUUGCAGGGCUUCUGGCUGAUCCCUCGUCAGUAGAUGCUGCUGCAACUGCUAUGUGUGCUCUGCAGACGCAACGGUUUUUCUCUAUGCUUGAUUUGGCAAAAUUGGAAGAACCUGAGAAAGCCGAAGCAAAAAGUGCAUUGCUUGAUUGGCUUUCUGUAGAUGAUCCUAGCGGAAGUCAGGAGUUUUUGCGAGAUAUACUGCAAUCACGAACCAGUUUCGCUCAUCAGCUGUCGAAGGCUCAUGACGCUGCGACGUCUACGUUGGUACAAUGGGGUCGAAGCCGGCAAGCAGCGCAUAUAGGUUAUAAGAUGGCACAAUGGCUGAGAAGGACUGGUAAAGAAGAAGCUGCUGUUCCUUUGGAACUGCGUUUCAUUUCUUCUUUGCUGGAGAGCGGCAUGAAGUCACAGGCUGUGGUAGAUGUUAUGAAGCGUGUUGUACCUCAUCUGAAGGAUGAUAUUGACUUUGAACGAAUGCUUUCAUUUCGACUGUUUAUGGCUGUUCAUGAGAGCGACGAAAUGGAGCGGAAGAAGAUUGCGGAAGAUCUUAUCAAGCAGAUUAGCAGGAGGAAACUUGGAGAGAAAAUUAGGUAAGC